Messenger RNA from Meloidogyne enterolobii, 351 nucleotides. NCBI's taxonomy places the organism in Eukaryota, Metazoa, Nematoda, Chromadorea, Rhabditida, Meloidogynidae. The record is from the annotation of a GenBank genome assembly.
AUGAAAUUUUUGAUUACUUUUUUAUUCUUUAUUAUUAACAAUUUUAUUUUAAACCUGAAUGCAUUAAAAAGUGAUUUUCAUGUGGAGGUGGUACCGAAAGAACAUUCUUGGAAUAUUAAAAUAUUUUGUCAAGAAUGUUUAAAUGAAAAAUACAAAAAAGUAUUACCCAAAGAUUACGUAGGUACAACAUUCACCCUUGAACAUGAAGAAGGUAUUAGUGGGUUACAUGUAGUAAUUAAGUCAACAGAAAAAAUUCUUGGUCAUCAAAGGGUAAAUUUUAUUUUAUACAAAAAAUUUAAAUAUGUAUAUCUGAUGCAUAAAGACAUUUCUUUUUUAAUAUCAAAAUUAUAA